Messenger RNA from Ostrea edulis (European flat oyster), 3793 nucleotides. Its product is annotated as FAD-dependent oxidoreductase domain-containing protein 2-like. Lineage: Eukaryota; Metazoa; Mollusca; Bivalvia; Ostreida; Ostreidae. The transcript has 26 exons. Bases 267 to 3527 code for a protein of 1086 amino acids. The record is from RefSeq and is a predicted model, not a curated record. Gene Ontology annotation, molecular function: protein binding. Gene Ontology annotation, cellular component: glucosidase II complex. Gene Ontology annotation, biological process: N-glycan processing.
AAUACUCCGUAAUCACCAAAUAUACCUCUGUCAUCCGGGCCAAUAUAGGACGUUACCAUAACCUGCCAUUCCCGCCACUCAUGUGGAAAAUGUAGAAGGCAUCAAAACGGAAUUCGAAGGAAUAUGUUUAAUUUCCCUUUUCUUAAGAAAUUCAAAGAAUAGGACGGUGGUUAUUUUAAAUAAUUAAAGAAGAAACUGGAAGAAGGCUUAAAAGACAAUUUGAUUGUCAUUACGGAUAUUUCUAAGCAAAUUCAGGUUCAGCGAGAAUGAGUCCGGUGUUGCGGGCGUUGUUGACGGUACUGCUGUGUUGGGGGGUGGGUACGUCACCCACUCACAGAGAUUAUUGUGUGAUAGGAGCGGGACCAGCGGGCUUACAAAUCGGAUACUUCCUGAACAAAUCACAAAGAAAUUAUAUCAUCUUCGAGAAAUCUAACAUUGCAGGUUCAUUUUUCACCAAAUACCCCAUUCACAGGAAGUUAAUCAGCAUUAAUAAGAUCUACACUGGACGGGAAAACGCAGAGUACAACCUUCGUCAUGACUGGAACUCGCUUUUAAGUGAUGAAGAGCGCAUGCUCUUCAAACAUUUCUCCCGCCAAAUGUUCCCGCCAGCAGAUACCAUGGUUACAUACCUUCAAUCGUAUGCUCGUCAUUUCAACUUACCAAUUCAAUACAAUACGGAAAUAUCCGACAUUCAUUCUGUGUAUGUGAACAAAACCAAGAAAAUCGGCAUGAAGGACCAGUAUGGUAAUGAGUACUUAUGUCGAGUGGCGAUUGUAGCCACUGGUGUAUGGAAGCCUCGUGUCCCUGAUAUUCCUGGACAGGAAUUAAUGGACGGAUACGAGAGUUUGUCAUCGAACGCUUCGGACUAUGAGGGCAAAUCUGUUAUGAUCCUAGGUCGUGGAAACUCUGCUUUUGAGACCGCGUCUGCGAUCUACGACAAGACCAACUUCGUCCACAUGGUGGGCAGACAUCGCAUUCGCCUGGCCUGGGAGACUCACUACGUCGGCGAUUUGAGGGCUGUAAACAACGAGCUGUUGGACACUUAUCAGUUAAAAUCUCAGGAUGGUCUCUUGGAAUACGACAUAAACGAUUACAAGGUUGUCAAGGAGGGGGGAAAGCUGUACCUUCGAGAAAAUCUCCCGGACGAGCAGUGGGAGGAGUAUGAUAAUGACCCCCUUCUUACCCCCUACGACAAGAUCAUCAGAUGCCUCGGCUUCCAGUUUGAUCCCUUUAUUUUCAGAAAAAUUUCAGAUGUGGCAGUCCGGCCAUCCCAGAAAUACCCUAUAAUAGAUUACGAUUACCGCUCCUCUGUGGUGGAUGGUCUCUAUUUCACAGGAACAAUAGCACACUCGCUAGACUUCAGACAGUCAGCAGGGGGCUUCAUCCACGGCUUCCGAUACUCUGCUCGUGUUCUCUCCAAGAUCUUAAACUGGCGAUACCAUCAAGAAAUGUGGCCGUCGGCGAUUCUCCCGCUGCACAAUUUGUCCUCUGUCAUCAUCAGAAGAGUGAACGAAGCUUCCGGUCUCUAUCAGAUGUUCACAUAUCUAUGUGACAUUAUCCUUGUUGACGAAAAUGAAAUGAAGUAUGAAUACGUAGAAGAAUAUCCAACUAAACUAAUACACAAGUUCCGUGAAGUGACGGGAAUAGAUCCAGCUAACAGAAAGGUUCUUGUCGUAUUAUUGCAAUAUGGUGAGGGGUUCCAUGGACCGGAAGAAGACGUGUUCCGAGAAGACAGAGCAGCAAAUGAUCCGCGGUUUGCAGAUCACUCCAAUUUCCUCCAUCCUGUCAUCUAUUACUUCGAAGAAAUCCCAAAAGAGGAAGACAUAAAGAGAAGAAAGCGGGGGGAUCCGUUACCUCCUGCUGAUAAAAUUCACCACAUUCUGGAGGACUUCUCUGCAAACUGGGACAGACCCAAUGCUCACGUCAAACCACUCGCCGUGUUCCUAAGACGUACUCUGAAAGAAAGAACCCAAUUGGCCUCUAAGUAUGAGCCAAAUGAGCAGAAGACAUUUCGGUGUGUUGAUGGGGCUGGACAAAUUCCAUAUGAACACCUGAAUGAUGAUUACUGUGACUGUGCUGAUGGAUCGGAUGAACCGGGAACCUCUGCUUGUACGAACGGAAAAUUCCACUGCACAAAUGCUGGUUACAUUCCAAAGAACAUCCAGUCCUCCAGAGUAAAUGAUGGGGUGUGUGAUUGCUGUGAUGGAUCCGAUGAGUACGGUGGUAAAAUUGAAUGUGUGAACAACUGCAAGGAACUUGGGAAAAAACUUCGUGAGGAGCAGGAUCAGAAGAAACUGUUACAAGAAGAGGGAUUUAAGAAGAGGGAGGGAUUCAUUGCUGAAGCUAAUAAAGUCAUGGAGGAGAAAAGGUUGAAAAUUCAAGAGCUUGAGAAAGAGAAAGCUGAGCUACAAGAUAAGGUCAAAGAGCUGGAAGCCAAGAAGAUAGAAGUCGAGACCCCAGAAAAGGAGGCCAAAGACAGACAUGAGCAGGCCUGGAAAGAACAAAAGGAAGCAAAAGAGAAAGAGAGAGAUGCAGUCAAGGCUAGAGACGCGUUUGAUGACCUGGAUUUAAACAAAGAUGGAUUUGUCGAUAUAUUGGAGAUAAUCCCACACCAGGAGUUUGACAUUGACGCUAACGGUGUUGUAAGUGAAGAGGAGGCCAAGGAACAUUUGGAAGAUCAGGAAAAAGUUGAUUAUGAAGAAUUUAAUUCCAAAAUUUGGAGCAACAUCCAUGGUAUUUACAAGAAACUCGUCCCAGAGGAAGAGAAGAAAGACUCAGCACUCCCGGUAGAAUCCCAGGGUGAAACAGGUGCACCAGUGCCCACUGAAGAACCUCAGGCCACACCCCAUGUCACUCCUCCUCCUGAUGAGGGUGAUGAUUAUGAGGAGGAUGAUGAAGAUGAGGAUGAAGAGACAUCUGAACUGGAAACUACUACCAGCAUGGAAAAUUUGGAAUUAGAAACCACCGAAGAACUUUUUCCUCCUGAGGUCAAGGAGGAGUCCGUGGAUGAUGAUAAAAUGCCUGAAUAUGACGAGGAAACCAAGGCCCUUAUAGCAGCUGCAGACGAAGCCCGAAAAAAUUAUGAGGAAGCAGAUAAACGCUCAAGAGACAUUGAUGGGGAGAUUACGACCCUGACUUCAUAUUUAAACACAGAUUAUGGCAAAGAUAAAGAAUAUGCAGUGUUACGAGACAACUGUUACGAGUAUACUGAUAGAGAAUACACGUACAAGUUAUGUCCCUUUUCAACUGCCUCUCAGAGGCCAAAGUCCGGAGGCCACGAAACAAAUCUAGGACGAUGGGGGAGAUGGGAUGAUGAUCAAUACAAAACACAGUUGUAUGACCAUGGACAGAACUGCUGGAAUGGGCCAGAUAGAUCUGUAAAGAUUCAUAUAUCCUGCGGGCCAGAGCACCAACUGACCAAUGCCUAUGAACCCAGUCGUUGUGAAUAUGCCUUUGACUUUUUGACGCCAUGUGCUUGUAAUCAACCGCCUACACCACAUGAUAAAGAUACUCACGAUGAAUUGUAAAUUAUAAGUGCAUAUUGUAAGGCUUAUUUUGGUUGAUAGUAAAGGAAAAUAUAUUGAUUUCUUGUUUAAAAAAUUCUAUGGCGAACAUAUUUUGAAAAGACUGAAAUAAAUGAAGAUAUUUUUUCAGAUACAACUCUGUAUAUUGGAUGAGCAUUAGUUAAUACAUGAACUUUAGAAAUAUGAUGAUAGUAAGGGAAAAAACAUAUAUACAUGUGAAGAUGUGACUUAAAGAUAUAUGAACUACAUAUAAAAUAUUAAGUUCCUUA